GUUUGUUCCCCUUGUUGAUUCGGUAUUCUUCUGUUACGCCUUUAUCUUCAAAAAUUGUUCCACGGCUGAACUAGUAUUUCAUAAGCAAUACGAACAAAACGAAACAAUUCAUCUGACUGACGUGUGCACAACCCUUGAACUUGAUGCGCUUUAUGCACGUGAUGGCACCCACCAGCGGGAAAAGGCAAUAAGUCGCUAUAAAUCAUAUAAAUCAUGCCACAUAUUUCAGACCCGUGUCAGUACAAGUUACUUUGCAUACAAAUCCGCAUCACAUAAUGACCAAUAUAGUAAGAAAUGGUCGGUUAAUCCUGCUCUUCUUGGGAAUUCUCCCCAGUGUGAUAGACAAUCUUUCCGCAAACAACGGAAAGGAUAACAUAUAUAAGUCAGCUCCGCGUAUUCUUUCCAGCGAUGAAUACCAAAUCGAGAAACCACUAAUUGAUGGCGAUCAUCCGCGUGAAUUGAUCAGCAACGGACAUGUGGUAUCAAGUGAAUACGAACGAUUGCAGCAGACUAACGAUGUAUUGCCUUACAAACCAAGAUAUUCGGGUGUUGGCUUCGUAACUAAAUCUAAUUUUAAUAAGACAAAAAUUGCUGCAGGUGAUCGAAAUACCCACCCACUUUCGAAGAAGUUUGCGUCCCCUGGACACAAGGGUCGCAUAUUGCUAAACAAUCACAUCGAAGACGAUGAUGCAGCAGCAACAGACGUGAAAAGCGAUCUACGCUCGGGAAGUUACUUUGAUGGCAACGGAGAUUGGUUCCAUAACGCUCAUCAUGGAUCAAAUAUCGGCGGAGUUUGGACAAAUGAAUUGGCUUUCGAUAAUGGCAUUGGAAGUGACAAUCACAAUCUGCCCGCGGCGAUCGGACAAUCGCACGGACACGCUUUAUUGGGGGUACAUCUGCUAAAUCCGUUCAUACUGGUGGCAAUGUUAUCGUUUGUGAUUAGUUUAAUGAACGCACUUCUCGGAAUAGUUGAUAAGUUCAGGUUACCCGUUGUUAGAGCACGCGGAGUGUCCAACGUGUCAACGCCAAAGUAUUCUCGAGCUAUAAACAAGAAAGUUCCAAGUGAACUGGAUGAUUUGAUUCCUAUUUUAUGGAAAAGACACAACGAAUAAUGUAAAAUGUUAUGCCUAAG
Toxorhynchites rutilus septentrionalis is the source of this 1132-nucleotide messenger RNA. RefSeq lists its product as uncharacterized. The record is from RefSeq and is a predicted model, not a curated record. Lineage: Eukaryota; Metazoa; Arthropoda; Insecta; Diptera; Culicidae. The coding region runs from base 276 to 1112 and encodes 278 amino acids. The transcript is spliced from 2 exons.